Molecule: messenger RNA, 807 nt
Organism: Paramuricea clavata
Lineage: Eukaryota; Metazoa; Cnidaria; Anthozoa; Malacalcyonacea; Plexauridae
Source: the annotation of a GenBank genome assembly
GUGUGUAAUAAAGUUAAAAUUAAUAUCAACGCUGUUCCAAUAAAGUUUCAGAUUGACUCAGGAGCCGAUGUAAACAUAAUAGAUGAGGACACUUUUGUUACAUUAAAAGGAAAAGUAACUCUAAAGAAAUCUAAUGCCAAAUUGUUUGCAUAUAACUCUUCAUCACCACUUUCCCUGGUCGGCAAGUUUACAGCAGCAAUAGCCACAAAGAAGCGGUAUGAUGUAGCAGAUUUCUAUGUGAUAAAAGGAUCAAGAUCAUCAGGAUGUCUGUUAGGUUCUACAUCAGCUGUAAAUCUCGGUAUAUUACACAUAGUCAACCAAUUGAAAUCUAAAGUUGGUACUACAUCAAAGGCAACUGAAGUAUCGGCAGGGGCUGUUCAUGCCAAAAGUAAACAGUCUAAUCCAGCAACACCUUUGAAAGGGAUGUUGGGUAAACUUGUUGCGUCGUACAAUGACAUUUUCCAGGGUAUUGGAAAAUUGAAAGGAGUGAAGGUGACACUUCAUAUUGAUGAGACUGUAAAGCCAGUGGCCCAGAAACACAGACGGGUACCAUUCCAUUUAAGAGAUAAAGUUGAAGCUGAAUUGUCUCGUCUUGAAGAGGCAGGUAUCAUUGAGACAGUGGAUUCUGCCACUGAUUGGAUUUCACCAAUAGUGAUAGCUCCAAAGAAGGACUCAAACGAAAUCAGAAUGUGUGUGGAUAUGGUUGAACCUAACCGGGCUAUCAAGAGGACCCGGCAUGUUAUCCCAACAGUAGAAGAGCUAAGACACAGAAACCCCGAGUCGUCACGUACGCAAGCCGAUCUCUGA